Molecule: messenger RNA, 4166 nt
Organism: Marmota flaviventris (yellow-bellied marmot)
Lineage: Eukaryota; Metazoa; Chordata; Mammalia; Rodentia; Sciuridae
Source: RefSeq, a predicted model, not a curated record
GCCCACAGGCCUGCUCAGAGGCUCCAGCACUGGGGAGCCCAAGCCCUUCCUGCUCCCCCUUCCCCCACCAUGUGCUCUGGCUUUGGCUAUUAAGCUGGGGCACUGUCUGCCCCCCUGCACUCUGCCCGUGGGCCUGAUGAGGCUCCUGUGGCUGGUGAAGGGCAUCGGCAGAGCCCGGAUUCCAGGUCUGGGGGAGGAUUCAAGAUGGCGGAUUAGAGGAAGCCUGCAUUCCUAGUCACUCCAAGGCUCAGGAUUCAAGCAGCAGGAUUACUGUUUCUCAAUGAGUCCCUGUCCGUGUGCUGGAGCUGAGCGAGAGUCACCCUGCCAAUGGGGAGUAGACAGUCCACUGUCGUGGCUGAGGCAUGCCCCAGCCAAAUAUCACCUGGUCUACCUGCAGAGACCUCAAAAGGUGUCCUCGAGAGCUGCCGCCUAUACGGCUCAGGAACAGUUCCGAGGAGGAAAGCCAGUUGGAGACUAAUGUGACAUACUGCACCACAUGGAUCAGCCGCUGUCCGUGUGCUGUAUGUUGUACAACCCGCUGGGCUAGGAUGUUCAGGAGGUUACCGUGGUGCCACAUUGUGAGUCUCCCCAGCUCAUCCCCACCUUGACCCUGCCAUACUUGGGGACCAAGCCCAUGCCCCCUCAGUGGGCCAAGUCAGCAUACCCCUAGGUACACAGGAGCUUUGUGAAAUCCAUCAGAAUAUAUUUCUCUGCAGCAUACACAGUACAUAAUGGGCACAUGUGUACAAACAUGAGUGUAGAAACCAUGGUUUGAGCAGUGCAGUCUGCUUCUACAGAGAGAAUGUAAGCUGGAUGGUGGAACUUGAGCAGGCCUGAUCCCAGGACACAGGUGCAAACUUUCUGUGUGUAGAUUUGUACUUUGGGCUGAAGAAUGCCUAAUCCCAGAUACACAAAUAAAGGUAGUGUAUAUGUCUGUAAGCAUGUGUUCAAGCAUGCAUGAAGCUUGUCGCUGUGUGUAAACCCACAGAAUAUAUGUUUAUAAGCCAUGAACAUAAACAUGCCCAACUUCCAGGCUCAUGUAUAAAUCCCCAUACAUGGAUACAAAUAAUACAUGUGCAAUUCCUAUUAUAGUGCGUGUCUGUAAGCAUAUCAUUGCAGCAUACCAUUCUUGAAAAAUGUGCAAGCACAAUACUUGAACACACUGUACAGUGCAUAUAUCUUAUAAGGGACACCUACAUGCAUAAAUCUAUGCAUAUGAGCAGUCCUAGCAGUGCACAGAUGUGUUUGCAUGUCUAGCUGCCCAUUUUUGUGUGUGCAUGCAUUUGUAUGAAUGCAAUUCAUUCAUUUCCUCUUUAUCUUAUUCUAUGAAUAGUUACAGGGACUCAAGUUCUCGAGGCCAAUGGACCAGCCUUGAUGCCUUCCUAAUGCCUAUAGUCCAAAAACCAGGGGACAACGUGGUGGGACUAAGCACCUUUCUCCUGGCCACCCUGAGGAGAAAGACUGAGGGAGAAGUGGUCAGCUAUGGGAUUGAGGUAGUAUCUUGGGAAAAAGUCCUAUAGGUCAAACCUGAAAGAUGAAUUUAAGUUAACCUGGUGAGGAAGAGUGUUCCAGUCAGAGGAAUGGCCUGUGCGAGCAGGGUGGGUUCUAAGAAUGUAAAGGAAUGCAAGCUGCCAGGAGCAUGCAGUGUGUGAACGCAGGGUGAGCAGUAUUUACCCCUUGAUUAUCAAGAGGCACUCCCCAAACACCCAGACCCCAAAAUACUGACAAUAAUGUUUAAUAUGGGUUAUGAUCUAUGCAAGACCUGGGUGUCCCUAGCCAAGAGACACCCAGCUACCUACCAUGGCUACCUACCUCCUGCUCCAGCACCAGAAAAGCCAGGGGUACGGCUUCAUGUUCCAGAGGAAGCCUGUGCCUCCCAUGGUUAAGCCUCACCCAUGCCCCCUGGAUCCUUCCCAUUCCCCUGUCCUCCCAAUAAGGAGACCCAGUGAGCCUGCCCUUCGCACCUUCUCCUUGCCCUGUGAGCUUCCUCUGCCUGAGGAGGCUAAACGCUUAGGGCAGAAGCAUAUCAGGAGGGCCAGCCAGCCGCCUAUUCACUUCCACUUCCCGCCUACAAGAACCCCCACACCUGGGUUAGCCUCCCAGUCUGACUCUGGGCAACUCCACGCCAGCAGAAAGCUCUGGAAGCAGGUAACUAGGGGGAUUGCUACCUGUGUCCGACAACUGUGCUGUUGCAUACCACGUGUCAGCAAUGGGGUGGCUCCAAUGUAAGAGGGCAGAACCCUGCCAGAUUCAUGAAGUGUGGCUCCAAUGAAGGGGAGAGCUGACCAGACAAUAUCAGGGGGCAGCCAGAGGACCCUGUUCUCUGUGGAUCCUGACACCUUGCUUGGGCCUCAGUCAUAUGGACUCUGAACAGCUGCAGGAGAAGAUGUGCCAACCACCUCAGGUUCCUCUGCAUGGGUUCCAGCCCAGAGCACUUCUGCAUCCACCUGGACAUCAGGAGUCUCCUCUGCCCCCACCUGCAGAAGACAUCAGAGACGGCUCCCCUGGGACACUCCCCCUGCCCUGCUCCUCUGUCCUUUCCCCCAUUCUCCUGAGGUGUUUCUUAAUAGUUUUUUUUUUCAAACAAAGUGUGUAGUAAAAUCAUAGUUAUAUAAAAAAAUCCUUAUGAUCUAUAAAGGAAAAUAGAUUUUGAUAAAUUAGACUUAAUUAAAAUUUAAUGUUUCUAUUCUUGGAAGGAGGUGAUUAAAAGUCAAACCAUAGAGCAGUACAAAAUAUAUUUUCAUGUAUCUUAUAAAAGACUUACAGCCAGAAUAUGUAAAGAAAUCUUAAAAUUCAAUAAAAUAAUAAUUCAAUAAAUAUGGGAAAACCUUUUGAAUGAAGAUGACAUACUGAUGGUGAAUAUGUACAUCAAUAGAUCUUCAACAUCAGAGAUCAAUCUAAGAUGGCGACUGUGGAACCAGAAACCACCCCUACUCCUAAUCCCCCACCUACAGAAGAGGAAAAACAGAAUCUAAUCAGGAGGUUGCUAACCCAGAGCACUAUAUAAAACAUCCUCUACAGAACAGAUGGGCACUCUGGUUUUUUAAAAAUGAUAAAAGUAAAACUUGGCAAGCAAACCUUCAACUGAUCUCUAAGUUUGAUACUGUUGAAGACUUUUGGGCUCUAUACAACUAGAUCCAGUUGUCUAGUAAUUUAAUGCCUGGCUGUGACUACUCAUUUUUUAAGGAUGGUAUUGAGCCUAUGUGGGAAGAUGAGAAAAACAAAUGGGGCGGAAGAUGGCUCAUUACAUUGAAAAAACAGCAGAGACGAAGUAACCUUGAUCGUUUUUGGCUAGAGACACUGCUGUGCCUUAUGGGAGAAUCUUUUGAUGACUACAGUGAUGAUGUGUAUGGAGCUGUUGUUAAUGUUAGAGCUAAAGGUGAUAAGAUAGCAAUAUGGGCUACUGCAUGUGAAAACAGAGAGGCUGUUACACAUAUAGGGAGAGUAUACAAGGAAAGGUUAGGACUUCCUCCAAAGAUGGUGAUUAGUUAUCAGUCCCAUGCAGACACAGCUACUAAGAGCGGCUCCACCACUAAAAAUAGGUUUGUUGUUUAAGAAGACACCUUCUGAGUAUUCUCAUAGGAGACUGCGUCAAGCAAUCGAGAUUUGGGAGCUGAACCAAAGCCUCUUCAAAAGCAGAGUGGACUGCAUUUAAAUUUGAUUCCAUCUCAGUGUUACUCAGAUAUAAGAGAAGUCUCAUUCGCCUUUGUCUUGUACUUCUGUGUUCAUUUUUUUUAAAAAAAAUUUAUUAUAGUGUCCACUAUCCCAAUCAAAGAAUUACAGUCCACAUCAUCCCCAGAAUCCAUAAAUGUGUUCCUGGCCCACUCUGUAUUAGCUUCGUAGAAUUACCAUUACAAACAAGUUUUACCCAUCCACAAUAUUCAAAAGAACUUGUGUUUCUAUACCUUAAUAGGAAAAAAAUUGAGCUUAUGUUCCAUUGUAUGCAGGGGCAUAUUUUGCUGGUUUGAAAGAGUAUGAUGCAUACAGUUUUCUAGCAAUUUUCUUUGUUUCUUUUGACAGCAUUAUCUUUGCUGUACUCUUGCUGAUGGCUGCUAGGUUUUAAUUUAUUUGUUUCCCUAUUGAUAACAUUAGUGAUUCUGAUUUCAGUUUUCCAUUUGUUUUGCUUUUGUUUUUUCCUCAUGUAACAUUGGUGAAGGAUCCAGGAA